CGCGGUGUGGCGCUGCGAGGCUCAGUGCGCCAAGAUGCUGUCAGUCGUUGGCCGCCGCUCGGCGUUGACGGGCAGGUCAGACGCGUGGUGUGCUCUCAACAAGUGUGUGUGUGCGCGCGCGCCGUGCUCAACGCCGGCCGCUGAACUCAGACUGACUCCAACUGAACUGCCCAGCACUAUCCAGCGCAACCUCAUUCUUUUGUACUGAUCACAACAAGGCCGUAGCCAUGUGUCCGCUGUGGCCGCUGCACCUGCUGGUGCUCUACGCGGUCAUGCUGUGGCCGCUCCUGCUGCUGACGUGCGGCGUGGCCAAGGGCGUGGCUGCUCAGGUGCUGCCGCGCCAGGGCCUGCAGGGCCUGCAGGGCUUCCAGGGCCUACGCGCCUGCCCACAGACGGCGCUGUACUGCGCCCCGCCAGACGGCGGCGACCACCUCUGCGUCCAGUUCGACGCGGUCCUCCCCAACGGCACCGUCGCGGACGUGUACGAGCGUGGGCGGCUGGAGCUCAAGAUGGACGAGUGGGCGACGCUGCGCUUCAACGUGACGGACCUGGACGCCAACGAGGCCCAGGGCAGUAAGCUCUACCUCGAGGCGGACAGGCAGAACGUGGCCGACGUGAAGCCGACGGAGGUGUUCAUCAACACGCAGAGCCUGAACGGUCCGUCGUCUUGGGCAGGUUCCGUCAAUGUGACCGGCCACUUCCUGGGUAAGACGCAGGUGCGACUCAAGCUCGGCAACCGCUUCAGCGACUGCCUGCCCGUCGUGGUGACUCGACCCAAGCGCGUCAUCGACACGGUGUUCACGGCCAGCGUUGCCAGCCUGGUGGCCAUCAUCUUCAUCAAUUUCGGCUGUGCCCUCGACUGGGAGAUCGUCAAGAAGACGCUGAAGCGACCCUUCGGCCCCGCCAUCGGCUUCACUUCGCAGUACAUCGUUUUGCCUUUGAUAAGUUUUGGUUUGGCAAAGCUUUUGUUUCCCAAUGAUGUGGCCAUGCAACUGGGCAUGUUUUUCACUGGAAUCAGUCCAGGAGGAGGGGCUUCUAACAUUUGGACUUAUUUGCUCGGUGGAAAUCUCAAUUUGAGCAUUACCAUGACUGCAAUAAGCACUAUGCUUGCUUUCGCAAUGAUGCCAUUUUGGGUCUUCACCCUAGGACAUCACAUAUUUCAUCAAGAUAAAAUGGAAGUGCCAUAUAUGAGAGUUUUAGAAGUUGCAUUUUCUCUUGUCGUUCCUAUUUUCAUUGGAUGGCUAAUCCAGAGAUUCUUACCCAGAGUAUCUAAGCUUCUUGUUCGUAUUCUGAAGCCAUUCUCAACUCUUCUCAUUCUUUUUAUUGUAAUUUUUGCCAUCAUUACCAAUCUCUACAUAUUUGAACUCUUUUCUUGGAAGAUUGUAGUUGCAGGUCUUGGGCUUCCAUGGUUGGGCUACCUGACAGGGCUCACAUUAGCUGUUAUAUUCCGACAGCCUUUCCCUGAUGUUACAGCAAUAUCAGUUGAAACUGGUGUUCAUAACACAGGAAUUUCAAUCUUCAUGUUAAGAGCAACUUUGGGACAGCCAGAGGCAGACUUAACAACAGUGGUCCCUGUUGCAGUUGCAAUAAUGACACCAAUUCCACUUACCAUUUGGUAUGUAGUUAAGCAGCUACGAUCAAGGUGGACUGUAAAAAAAAACGAUAUGUACGCAUUGAGUGAUGAGGAGAGAGCUCCAGUGACAAGUAAUCAGAAUGAACAUUUAACAAUUGUCACAUCCAAGGGAGCAAGUAAUAACAAUCAUGACAAGUAUUAGGCAGUGCAAAGGAGGUGAACAUUCCAAGUACACACAGGAAGAAUGUGCUUGUGAAGUAAACAUUGUGUACUGGUUGUUAUUUCCAUUUCAUUUUUCUCAUUUCCAUUAUUUAAAUUACCAGUCAAAUCAUCUCAUAAAGAUAAUUUUUUAGUCUGUGAACUGUAGCUGAGCUGGUAUUUGAAGAACUGCUUAGCAGUCAAUGAAUAAAUGUACCUCGAUCAAUGUAAUUCCCCGAGAAAAUGCUCUGUAAGAAUAUGGGACUGCUUCAAGAAAUUGAGGAUUUGCAACUGUUCUCCUAGACUGUAGCUUUCCGUAGAUUUAGCUCCUUCUUGUUCUAUCCCAGGCUCUAGCCAACUGUACCAUGGCAUUCUAAUAGAUCCACUUGAGAUCUAGAUGAAUAUUUCAGUACUUAAUACACAUAAUAGGCAGCUGUUUGUUUCUUGUUAGGCCUGCAAUAAGUUACGAAAAAGUUCUAGUUAGUUUCCUUCAAUUCUAAUAGUGGACCACUUCUAUAUCAAUGAAAAUCAUUUUUUGUAGAUUUGGUUUAGUUACCAAGCUUUUUUUCUGCUGAUGAAUGUAUUGACGAAAAGGUGAAUUUUUAAUGACCAGAACCUGUAUUGAUCAGUAUGUUACAGUAAGAUAUCAAGAGACUUUUAUGGUUUUGGUAUGAAAUGGCAAUUAGUGUUCAUUUAAUUACAAUUUGAACAACGAGAGUUAUGUAUCACUCAGUCUGAGGAUGAUUUCCAAAAUAUUCUAUCCCUCCUUUAAUGUUGUGCAGGGUGUUAAAAUUUUGUACUGAUUUAUUAAAUUGUAUGAUCCAAAACUUUGUAAAUUGGGAUUUAGUUCUGUACUAUUUCACAUUGUUCCAAUAGACCCAUGUGUUCUUUGUAGCAGCUUUCUUGCAUAAGUUGAGUUAUUUAGAAAGAAAAUCCCAAGUCUGUAUUUCUUACAAACUCUGAAACCUGAAUACUCUUCUUGAUCCCAUGUGAGAAUAAUUUUAUUGUGUUUUCAUUUUGUUUAUGAGAAAUUUAAUAUCGAAAUUUCAAAGUGUUCUGCUCUUUAAAUGUAUAAUUACUGUUUAUUGCAUAUACAGUAUAAUUGUCAAAAAUGUUGCACAACUUUCAACAUUUGAUCUCAAAGUGAUAUUUGGCUUUACUACUUAAAAAUUGCUGCCCUUUGUUGAAAACUCUUUGAUCUAAAAAGUUGAGUGCAAACAUUGUUUGUUUCUUUUCUCAUUGUUGCGUUUUAUAAAAUAAUACUUUUAAAUGUCCCGGAGACUUAAAAUUUAUGAUAAUGUUACGACUUUUAAAUUGGUAGGCAAAACCAAUAAAGACAGUGUGACUGUAGUGUCCAUUACUUUUACAUGUGAUGUUUGUAGUGGAUAGAAUUAAGCUGGAAGUACUCUACCAAAUGGACAGUAUUUUCUGGUACUUCAUAAUUGUUAAGGAAUGAAUAUUAAAAAGUUAAUUUGAAAAUUGUC
Frankliniella occidentalis (western flower thrips) is the source of this 3255-nucleotide messenger RNA. RefSeq names its product sodium/bile acid cotransporter 5. Gene Ontology annotation, cellular component: membrane. The record is from RefSeq and is a predicted model, not a curated record. NCBI's taxonomy places the organism in Eukaryota, Metazoa, Arthropoda, Insecta, Thysanoptera, Thripidae. The coding region runs from base 228 to 1775 and encodes 515 amino acids. The transcript is spliced from 8 exons.